AUGACCCGUAUAGCCGAUCCAGAUUACGACGGCGGAGGUCCUUCUUGCCAGGUCUCGAUUAAAGAUCUGUGUGCCAUGAUAAAAGCUAGGGAUCUCGAAGGGCAUCAUACUGAGGAGUCCGAGGAGGAAGGUGUAGACGGCUACACCAUGCUAGAACUGCAGGGUGGGGCUUCUGGGUUGGCUCAGAAAAUUGGUAGUGACCUAAGCAGUGGUGUGCAGAGUUGCCAUGUGGAAGCUCUGAAGUCCAAGUACGGCGCGAACUAUGUACCCCCACCAAAGCCCAAGACUUACCUACAAUUCCUCUACGCGGCAUUCAAGGACUUCACCAUUAUUAUGCUUUGUGGUGCAGCUAUCAUUAGUCUGGUGUUGGCGGCAGCAUACGAACGAACCCCCACGUCUUAUGCUGAGGGCUCAGCCAUUAUUGUAGCUAUUAUGGUAGUCACUAACGUGGCCGCGAUCAACGACUGGCGGAAGCAGAGGCAAUUCGAUAAGCUCAACAGGAAAGUUGAAGAUGUUUCAAUAAGGGUCAUCCGGGAUGGAAUCAAACAAGAAGUCUCGAUCAACGAUAUCGUGGUGGGAGACGUGGUUAUAGUAGGUGUUGGUGACAUUAUAUGUGCUGACGGUGUAGUGAUAGAAAGUUCAGCUCUGUAUUGUGAUGAGAGUUCUCUUACUGGCGAGCCCGUAUUGGUCGCCAAGGGUGCAGAUACUCAUCCUUUCCUACUCUCUGGGACUAAGGUUAUGGAUGGCUCUGGUAUCUUCUUGGUAAUAGCUGUUGGUGCCAAUUCGGAAUCUGGGAAAAUAAAGUCUCUCAUCAAUGGUGUUGGAGUCGCCAAAUCGAAGGCGACACCAGAGGCAACUUCUGAGGAGCAUCCGGGGGAUGAGGACGAGCCUGAAAUUGUCACUGAGCACGAGGAGAAAAGUGUGCUCACGGCUAAGCUGGACCGAAUGGCCUUACAGAUCGGCAAGGCGGGUACUGUCGUUGCCGUACUAUGCGUUAUCAUCAUGGCCAUACGGUACCCUUGCUGCCUCCAACUGGAAGAUGACGAGAUUCAGUUGAUUGGCUCACCGUGCGGAUGGAUGACGCCGUUUCUUGGCCAAAUGCUGCAGUUUUUCAUCACGGGUAUAACCAUCCUGGUGGUUGCCAUCCCUGAAGGCCUGCCUCUGGCUGUGACUCUUUCUCUGGCAUUUGCAGUCACCAAAAUGCAAAAGGACAAUAACCUGGUGAAGCAUUUGGACGCUUGCGAGACUAUGGGAUCUGCUACUACGAUCUGCAGUGACAAGACUGGCACGCUGACUAAGAACCGCAUGACAGUAGUAGAAGCCAAUCUAGCUGGAAUUGAGAUAUACCCUGCUCAUGGUCGGCAACUCGACCAACUGCCAAAUCCACGAGUCCAGGAGAUCCUUAUGGAGGGGAUCGCCCUCAACACUACAGCUGAUAUCAAAUGGGAUCCAUUGGCCCGAGCCUAUGACCAGGUUGGCAACAAGACCGAGUGUGCGCUACUGCAGUUAGUGGAGCAAUUCGGGGACAGCUAUGAGGAUCGAAGGGCCAAGGCAAUAGACUCCGGCAUCAAGGCCAACAGCACUGGCCGGCAGAGAUUCCUGGUCCACGAGAUUCCUUUCUCAUCUGCGCGGAAGAGGUCCAGUGUGGUGGUCCGUACGAAGGAUGGCAAGUAUAGGAUGUAUAUGAAGGGGGCGAGCGAGAUUAUAUUGGAUCUCUGUGGCUCGUACGAACAGGCUGGGGGAUCGCCCGGGCCUAAAAUGCUGGACACUAGAUCGCGACAAGUUAUAAACGCCAUAAUAGCGCAGUACGCUAGGAAAGCUCUGCGUACGGUGGGAUUGGCGUAUAAGACUUUCGAUGCUGAGCCUUCGGGUGGUUGGGCCUUGCCUCAGGCCGGUGAUGAAGAUCGGUGUGAAAUUGAAUCAGAUCUGGUCUUGUUGGGGGUAGUGGGUAUCGAGGAUCCACUGAGGGAUGAGGUUCCUGAUGCUAUACAGGACUGCAAUAGAGCUGGAGUUGAUGUUAGAAUGGUCACUGGAGACAACCUACUUACCGCGGUGGCAAUAGCUCGUGGAUGUGGUAUUCUGCGUCCUGGUAUCGACUUGGACAAAGACGGCGAUCCUGUACCUGGUGUGGCCAUGACCGGUCCUAAGUUCCGCAAGGCGGUCCUCCAAGAGGAUGGCUGUAGUAUUGAUCAUGAGGCAUUCGACCAGGUGUGGCCCAGACUCAGGGUCUUGGCCCGCUCCAGUCCAUCGGACAAGUAUAUACUGGUUUCUGGUCUUAACGAGAGCGAGCUGUACUCGACUGAGGCUGGCAAGAACCUUGGUAUCUAUCCGGACCGACAGGUUGUAGCGGUUACUGGUGAUGGGACUAAUGAUGCACCCGCGCUACGAAGAGCUGAUGUUGGCUUUGCUAUGGGUAUUUCGGGGACGGCGGUAGCAAAGGAUGCCGCGGAUAUAAUUCUCAUGGACGACAACUUUUCUAGUAUUCUUAAGGCCUGCAUGUGGGGACGUAAUGUGUAUGAUUCCAUAUCUAAAUUCUUACAAUUCCAACUUACUGUGAAUAUCUCUGCCAUCACAAUGGCGUCCAUCGGCGCCCUGGCUUAUUCAGAAUCCCCACUAAAAGCUGUCCAGAUGCUCUGGGUGAACCUCAUCAUGGAUGCUCUGGCCUCUCUCGCACUGGCCACCGAACCCCCUACAGCAUCACUACUAGACCGACCGCCAUACGGCCGUAACACUUCUCUCAUUAGUGGAUUCAUGCUGUGGAAUAUGCUUGGACAGGCCGUAUACCAACUGGCAGUGUUGAACACUUUACUGUUCGCCGCGCCUAGUAUGACGGACAUGCAGAACGGCGCUGGGUUGGGCCACGGGGCGGCUCCUACCGAGCAUUAUACUAUGAUAUUUAAUACCUUCGUAUUAAUGCAAUUGACCAACCAGUUCAAUGCUAGGAAGCUGUAUCAUGAAUUGAACCUCCUGGGUGGUAUUACGCGAAGUCCCCUAUUCAUCGGUAUUGUGUCUGUCGAACUCAUCUUACAGAUUUUAAUAGUGCAGUUCGGCGGUGAAUGGUUCAAGACGGAAGGUCUGAACUGGGCUGAAUGGGGUACUUGCAUCAUACUGGGCUUUGGGUCCUUCCCCAUGCAGUACCUCAUCAUACUGCUGGCCAGGGCCAGUCGACAUUGCUGUGCCUGCAUCAGUCCGGAGAAGCCUCGCCAUCAUACCAAAACUCAACCAAUUGCUGAGGGCGAGUGGGAUGAGCUGGAUUGGAUAAGUGGGAAGAAUGGCGGCUUAGACAUGGACCACUUCAAGUCGUUGUCGCAUCAUGAGAGUCUGGCUUCGGUCAUUUCUCGAAGCAUCGUACAGUUCUCGUCCAAGUCUUUAGGAAGUGUUAUUGGGGGAACACCGUCAGAGUCAGAUCUCCAGCACACUACACGUGGAGGACUCCGUAAUAAAAAGAGAGUAGAAGCGACGCAUAUCAUGGCUAAGGAGGUAUCUACUAUGGGAGCUCGAGAUCGCGAAGAGGAGUUCCUACACGCCGCAAAGGAGUAUCAUCACAAUGUCCGCCAGAGACGAGGUGAUGAUGGCAAUGGCUCGUCUUCCUCAAGUGGGAGGCCUAUGGUCACCAAGCACUUCUCGAGUGGCUCUAGGGACAUGGUGUAGCUUGGUAGAUUUUGACCCGAGCGUAGAGUGAAAUAUCUGUAACUUUAUUUUGUUGAAUACGCAUGUAAUAAUGAUUAUAAUAGUCGAUUCCGGUUCUAGCGAGAAACUCGCGCGUGAAGUCGGACAAUAUUGAUUUCUCUGGGUAGUCUUCGGAGCUUAUUAUUGUUAUUAUUAUAUUUGGUCGAAUUCAUGUCGUCAGCGCUUUUGCCGCGCCGAUCGGUGAUGGGCAUUUUGUACUACGGGUCUAUCGCCGAAUUUCUAAUUGUUUUCGUAUCGGAUAUGAGGACUUACUUAACGUGUUGAGGCAUAGUUUUUUGUACGA
Messenger RNA from Perkinsus marinus ATCC 50983, 3973 nucleotides. RefSeq names its product plasma membrane calcium-transporting ATPase, putative. Gene Ontology annotation, cellular component: intracellular membrane-bounded organelle; membrane. Lineage: Eukaryota; Perkinsozoa; Perkinsida; Perkinsidae. Gene Ontology annotation, biological process: calcium ion transmembrane transport. Gene Ontology annotation, molecular function: ATP hydrolysis activity; ATP binding; P-type calcium transporter activity. The record is from RefSeq and is a predicted model, not a curated record. The transcript has 34 exons. The coding region runs from base 1 to 3651 and encodes 1216 amino acids.